Molecule: messenger RNA, 6206 nt
Organism: Strongylocentrotus purpuratus (purple sea urchin)
Lineage: Eukaryota; Metazoa; Echinodermata; Echinoidea; Camarodonta; Strongylocentrotidae
Product: integrin alpha-8
Exons: 28
Coding region: 1328-4354 (1008 amino acids)
Biological process (GO): cell-cell adhesion; cell-matrix adhesion; integrin-mediated signaling pathway
Cellular component (GO): integrin complex; external side of plasma membrane
Molecular function (GO): integrin binding
Source: RefSeq, a predicted model, not a curated record
AUAUUUAAACGUCUUAUAUUCUUUUCACGAUUCAAAGGUACUCAAAUAACGUCUGGACGGGGAAAGAUAGAUGUUAUGGCAUACAUGUAUGACAUCCACGAACGUGCUAUCUCGUAGACGUAGUAGGACCUUUAAAAUAUAGAGGCAAUUAAUGUCGGUAAGACUGGAUAUACAUGUGAUUAGAUGACAUGCGACCUGGGGCACUCAACGGAUACAAAUGCUGGAGCGGAGUUUCAUUAUUGUCCCCAUAAGAUUCAUUUCUGCAAGUCCAACUUUCACCAAUAUAGGCCUCAUCGUGCCCAUGCGCAUAUCUCCUUUGUCUGCCGUUAAUCGAGUGAGUCGGGGAAAUAAGGAAAGCAAUCUAUCUCGGAAUAUCUACGCGGAAAUACAAAUAUUAAGAUUGUUACAUCGGCUUUCCAAGAUUCGGAUGGUUAUUUCGCACUUUGUGUGGAAGUCUCGCUUCCAACGGUUUAAUUACUUUCAGAAGUGACCUGCAAAAGAACUUUGCCUUUGGAAUCCAACCCAAGCUUCCGAAACCUUGAACUGUCGUCAUUUUCAUAUUCGAUUUCAAGCUGAUUGUCAAUAUUAAUAACUGACCUUUUUUGGUUGUCAGAAAGGAGUGAAACUUGACAGUUGUAUCUAUUAUUACUCUCUCAGUCUGAAUAUAAGUAAACAAUUGGCAUGACCUUAAUUUGUGAAUAGAGACCAUCGGCGGUUGCGCUUAAACUCGGUGUACGCUCACGUUUGGAAACAAAGUAUAAAUACAAUCGUUGCAUUCCUUUGUAUUGCGAUAGGCAGAGGUAAACUCGUGCUUGAACAAGGUGGGUCCGCGCAGCUCGGUGAUUAAAUAAAAAAAAACCCUAGUGAGUGGGAGGUGAUUUAUAAAAUUCUCUUAUUGGAAGGUGAUCAACCAAACACGAUUCGUCCGUGGAAGUUGCAAAUCAGAGCAUUGUCAUGAUCUUUCACAAUCAGCUUUAGAAAUUGCAGGUUUAAGGGGUGCUGAGCUUACUUUCUGGCUGGAUUCACUGAUAACAGUUGAAACUGCUGAAAACAACAUUUGUGCUGGUAUUUUUAGGAGGUGUCUCUGAAAGUGCUAAAACUUAAAGCAGACAACACCGUGCAGUGGAAGCACAGCGGAAGGGGAGUCGGCUUUCUUCAGAUUUUGGUUCUGGAAUAGGAAGAAAACCAUGGCGGAGUUAUCUUCCUUUACUCGCAUUCUGUCAUUGUGGACAAUCUUGACCGUCGUGCAAGGGUUUAAUAUGGAUUUAAAUGCCCGGUCUUGCAGAACAUCAGUGACACUAGCUCCUACUUCGGCUUUUCGGUCACAAUGCAUCGGCACAAUGGUGAAAACAUGGUCAUCGUUGGUGCACCGCGAUUUCAAACAUCUGAGCCGGAUGUUACACGAGGGGGCGCUCUAUUCAGAUGUCCUCUCACACCCCUAACCAACCCAGGAGAGUGUGAAGAGCUUUCAGCCUUUGACUCAUUAGGUACCGACGACAACGAAGUAGGGGCGAAGAUAGCAGACAAGUCAGGGCAAUGGUUAGGAGCAACCGUAAAAAGCACCGGGGAAAAUGGAAAAAUAUUGGCAUGUCGUCCGCUCUAUACGUGGUUUAUCAAACCAGCUGAUGCUACAAAGACUGCCCGAGAGCCGAUAGGAGGGUGCUUCCUUGCCAACUCUGACUUCACCAACAUAGAGGUGUAUGAGCCCUGCCGCACCGGCCGCGAAAGCGAACAAUCUGUAUUUGGCAUCACCCAUUGCGAGGCAGGAAUUGCAGCAGAUAUAACUUCCGAUGAGAUUUUGAUCGGCGCCCCCGGAAGUUUCUUUUGGCAAGGUCAAAUAUGGGUGACAGGUACAGAUCUUCAAAGUGAACGGCGAACCAACGAGGGACCUGUCCGCUUUGACGAUAGUUACCGAGGCUAUGCAGUUGCUUUUGGUGAUUUCAAAGGAGAUUCCAGACCGGAGUAUGCGGUAGGAAUACCUCGUGCCGACAAUCUAGUCGGAAUAGUGUCCAUCUUCGACUCGACAAUGAACGCCUAUUUGAACCUCACGGGCAGUCAGACCGGAGCCUUCUUUGGUCACACCCUGGUCGUAUCUGACUUCAAUGAUGACGGCUUCACGGAUCUCGUGGUCAGUGCACCGUUCUACAUCGACGAGUCGAAGACGACUGACGGAUGGGAGAUCGGUCGAGUGAGGAUCUUCUACAAUGAUGAAAACGGUGGUUUCUCCGAGGGUACGACCAUCCAGGGUUACAAAGUUCGUGCUCGAUUCGGAUUUAGUAUGGCGGCUCUAAGCGAUGUUAACCAAGACGGAUACAACGACUUAGCGGUCAGCGCUCCUUACGGUGGAAAGACUGGUGAAGGGAUAGUGUACAUCUACCACAGCCAAGGCCGGCUAGGUCUAUCUACUACGUUUGCACAAAGCCUCGAACCUUCUGAUUUCGGACUAAGCCUCAACACAUUUGGAUCAUCGCUAUCAGCUGGAAUGGACAUGGAUAAUAAUAUGUACCCAGACUUGGUCGUAGGGGCUUACAAGUCAUCGACAGUAGUACUUGUGAGAUCUAGACCAGUUGUUCACGUGACGGGAUCGUUGGUCUCGAAAACAGAAUCUAUUGAUCUCAAAAAUACCAAUCACAACACGGCCAGUGGGACAGCUGUCUCUAGUUUUGAUUUCGAAGUCUGCAUCAGGUAUUCCGGAACGAACGUGCCCCCGAAUCUCGACUUCGAUUACUCUUUGUCCCUUGACUACAAUCGACAGUCAACGCGACGGGCGAACUUUGACCUGGGAGGAAAUGACGCUUCCAGCGUGAGCCUUACGGUCACCUUAACUAGUAACGUGGAAUACUGCAACCCUUUCACUGCAUACGCCAAGCCUACGAUUGUGGACAAAUUGUCCCCUAUCCCUGUAUCUCUUAGCUUCGGGCUACCUGACAGUAGCCCUGCUCCGGGUGAGAUACUGCCCAUUCUGGACGAAUCGAGUGACAACUUUCGAGCUCUUUCAGUACCGAUUGAACGAAACUGUAUGAACGAAACUUGUGUUCCUGACUUACGCGUGCGGGCAUCUACGGAAACGGCGAGUUUGUUAGUGGGAUCCUCGGAGUCGAUAACGAUUGAGGUCACAAUUGAUAACAAUGGUGAGGAUGCAUACCUCUCCACGCUGACUGUAGAGGUACCACAGGAGUUACAAUAUGCGGGAUUUACUCGCGUACAAACGGACCAAAUUGUGACCUGUAAUAGCAUGGUCCAGUCAUCAGAGAUAAGUUGUGAUGUAGGAAAUCCAUUCACAGCAGGAACUACGGUCAUUCUGAAGAUGCAGUUCAGCAGUACUAAUCUACCAGGAAAUGGAGACAAUGUACACUUUACCUUCGGGGUUAGCAGUGUGGAAUCUGAGCAAAUGAUAGCUGAUAAUGAGUUCAACAUAACCGUACCACUUGCUAUUGCAGCAGACCUAUCCUUCCACGGGAACGUGAUUCCAGAGACAGUCAUAUAUUCUGAGGAGAAUUAUCUGCUGACCAGGGCUAUCAAGCUGGAGAAGGAUGUGGGACCCGACAUUACUCAUGUGUUUUCACUCUACAACAAUGGUCCAAGCUCAGUAGCCCGAACAGAGAUCACCAUCCCUUGGCCUAUGCGGUACAACGGUGUGCAGAGGAACUAUCUCCUCUAUCUCCUCGGUGCGACGAUGGACACCGGUGAGGAAUGCACUAUAGAUGGCCCGUGGAACCCCGAAGAACUUGGCUCGGUUGACAAUAGCACGGGAACACCAGAAAGCAAACGUCGACGCCGACAAGCUGCCACAACCGACUCUCCAGCGGUCGGAACCACGGAUAUUCCGAUGUCGACCACCGAAUCGCCCGUGAAGGUACGGGACAUCAAAUGCAGCGGACCACAGAGUCAGUUCUGCUACAUGAUAACGUGUGUCGUGGACUCGCUGGGCGCAGGCAGCAACGCGGCCAGGGAUAACGUCAUCGUGACGGUGCGAUCACGGGUGUGGACCAAUACAUUGACUGUGAAUCUUCUGGAGUUGACGGUCUUUGUCCAAGCUCAUGCUCAAGUACUAGAGGUACCGUAUACAACGACGUUUACUGAUCCGAUUGAAAUAUCAUCGAACGAGGUUUCAACGAAAAUCGUACCGCAGUUUCUAAUAGAAGCAGUCGAGCCUGAGAAAGUGGCACUCUGGGUUUAUCUUGUCUCGAUACUUUGCGGUUGCCUCAUCCUUGUACUACUCAUCAUAGUCUUAUGGAGGGUUGGAUUCUUCAAGAGGAAAAAGAAGCUCACAGCCGACCAACGGAAGAUGCUAGAGGGCAGUAAUGGCGUCGAAAACGAAGGACUCGAAGGAGUUGACAAAACUGAAGAAUAAUAUAAAAGUACUCGCGUAAAGAUAACACAAACUGUCUUCCAACAUCUCCACUGGACUCUUCCACCCAUUUACAUUAGGUCUGGUCACAUGUCACACACAUUAAAUCUAUAUUCCCAGUCACACCGAAUAUUUUGUUGGACCUUCGAGCCAAUUUGUGUUUGUUUGGUCUAUUGUCUGAUUGGUGUCAGUCUCUUCGUUGUGACUGAGGUAGAAAGAAAAAACUUUCCGGUUUUCCAGGUUGACUUGUCACUUUGCAAAGUUUCGUGAGGCCACCUCUCCAAGAGUUCAAUGAGUCGGUUUUCCGCGAUUUUUUGUCUAAUGGAUCUCCUGAAUUACUGUAGAGAAGAUUCGCAGGACCGAAGAUGCACGAGCCGAAAGUUUACGAAAACGGAGAGUCACGAGCCAAAAUGAUGACGCAAUUGGUAGGGUUCACAAGACCAACUGCCCCUAAGCCGUAGAUACAUGAUACCUAAAGACCUACUAACAGAAGAUUCUCAAGACUGAAGAUCUACGUGCCGAAGGUUUCACGAGACUGAAAGCCCAUAUGCCGAACGUCCACCCGUUCAGGAGACCGAAGAAUCACGAGUCGAAGGUUCACGACACUGAAAACCCACAAGCCGAAGGUUCCCGACACUGAAAACCCACAAGCCGAAGGUUCCCGACACUGAAAACCCACAAGCCGAAGGUUCCCGACACUGAAAACCCACAAGCCAAAGGUUCCCGACUUUGAAAACCCACAAGCCGAAGGUUCCCGACACUGAAAACCCACGAGCUGAAAUUUUACGAGACUGAAGACCCACAAGCCGAAUGUUUGCGAGACCUAAUAUUCAUCCAAGCCGAAAUUCUUCUUGAUACCGAAUACCCCCGAUCCGAAGGUGUUGAGACCGAAAACCCACGAACCCGAAGAUCUGCAAUGAUAAGAUCAAGAAUACUUAACAUUUUGCUCUGGUAAAUCUUUAGUCUAAAAAACACGGUCACCUAGAUUUCUCCCACUAAAGGUCUACUACAUAUUCCCUAAGAUUUGUUUAUAAAUUUAAUAAACUUCCCAUUAUUUGUCUUUGUUGUUGCUGCAAAAGUGUUAAAAUAAAUCUCGUUCUUUUUUUUCUCUCUUUCAUAUAGUGCGUUUUAGGUGUCUGUUAAUAUCCUUCUUAUGAUCAGCACAAACUAACAAAUUAAUGGGCCCACUUCGCAGUUAAAAACAUUUUUUGAUACAAUGGAGAACAGAAAAGAGAAAAAUACAUUAUUACACUGUCAGCGUUUCUCUUGCACGGAAUUAUUACAAAAUAAGACAAGGUAUACAAUUUUUUUUUUUUUUAAGUUUCAUUGAGUUUGUAAUAAUUAUCACCAAUAGGAGAUAUUUCUGUAUAUUAUGCAAAUUUUCGUUAUUAGGGGGUCUCCCUGUACUGUUACGUCAUAAGCAUGAUUAACGUGUGUUGUAUAGUAGCUUUAAAUAUUGAUAUGUGCAAUCUGCUUGCGACGAUAACAUUUUCCCCCCUAAUAUAUACAUGUUUGUAAUCACGUAACAACGUCAUUAGUAUUAAACUCGUUCCUUUCAUGCCUUUAUAAAAGUAUGAAGACACAUAAAAAAUGUCCUGAACUUUAUUAGAUCUGAGAGAAUAUUUUGAAUUAAGGGCGGUCCCUCGAUUUUGAUUUUAAUAUUCUAUUUUUCUAGAUUAGUCCUUGUAAUAUACUGUAGUUUUUUCAUUCUUUAUAUAUGUUAUGAUGUUUAUAUUUCAUAUUUUAUGAUCGUAAAUGAACACCAAACCAAACCAAAAUCUUAUUCCUAAGUGUUGUACUUGGAUAUGAAUGGUUUCUUGUUGAAGGUUAGUCUUCAACUUAAAAGUUGUACUUU